AUGGCCAAGGCGUCAAAGGGGAAGGCCCCCGCCAAGAAAAAGAAGUCGCCGAAGCAGACCCCGUUACGAGUGAAUCCUCCCAAGAGCCUUCUCAAGCAAAUGGAGAGCGCUAACGUGGAGCUCGAAAGGAUCAAAGGGGAAGGUCAAGCUGCCAUUCGCCUCAGUGGUGUGACGUCUUCAGCUUGGGAACUGCACCGCGAAUGGGCCUGCACACGCGCCAAGGCCCCACCGCAAGUCGACUUCUUCUUCGCGCCAGUGGCGACGCACUACAAGACGGCGAUUGCCACGCCCAUGAAGCUCGUCGGCCGCAUCCAAGUGGAGAUCGAGAGCCUCUUGAGUUACAUUGAGCCACUUCGCACGACCGACUUUGUGAAUGGGGAACCCCUUGUGCUGCCUGCCCCCCUGUCGGAGCAAGAUCCAGACGACGACGCGCUGUUUCCUGACCCGCCCCUCAUCUUCCGAGACACGCGCAUCGCGAUGACGACUCUUGUCGACGCUAUUGCCAAUCCAGGGCCUUUGUACCGCACCAUCCACGGCUUACGCGAAGGCAGCUACAUCUGCCACCUCAUGUACAUCUGGAAGUCGGUGUUCGUUUUCCUGCCGAUAAUCCGUUCGACGUCGUAG
This is a messenger RNA of Phytophthora sojae, 624 nucleotides long. RefSeq lists its product as hypothetical. NCBI's taxonomy places the organism in Eukaryota, Oomycota, Peronosporomycetes, Peronosporales, Peronosporaceae. The transcript has 2 exons. The record is from RefSeq and is a predicted model, not a curated record. The coding region runs from base 1 to 624 and encodes 207 amino acids.